AUGGCAAGGCCAUCCCGGUCGGUUCUCUUAUCCACGCUUCACCCGAUCAGUCGGACAGGGUACGGAGGCCAGACCCAGAUGCUCGUGGCGGAGCUCCAGCAGAGCUGGCACGUGCAGCUCCUUGCCUGGAACUUGCGCCACCGUGGCGAGCUUCCUGCAGAAGACCUCGAGGCGAUGCUGAGGAGGCACAGCAUGAGCCGAUCAGAUGCCCUGGCGCAGGCGGGAGGAGAUCCGCGAGCACUUCUGUCGGGUGUUCCAGUGCUCACAACUCGGAUUGCGCCGCCUACGGGGCACGAGACCGGCGAGGGGUGGCUGGAAGUUCUGAGGGCUGUAGACUUGCUGGAGGCUGCAGCGAAAAAUUGCAGCGCAGCAUGCCCGUUUCGGAAGCCGGAUGUGAUCUUGCAUUUGCACGACGCCUGGUGGCUUGGGCCUGCACCGAGCCAGGUGAAACAAGCCGCCGCCAGCGAGCAUCUUCCACCCCUCGUUGCUUGGCUGCCCAUCCUCUUCGACCCUCUCUUAAGCGACGACCCGACACGGCCAGACAGAUCGGGCAGCGCGCUAGAGCUCUUCUCAGGUGUGAUCACCAUGUCGGUGUGGGGCCGGGGUGUGUAUGAGGCGGCCUUGGCUUCCUGGGCCAAGGAGCUGCAAAAUGCCCAGGAGCGAGAGGCUAAGUCCUUUCAGGUCCGAUGGUUGCCGCCCCACUUGGGAUACGUUCCACACGCGUUGCACCCAUCCUUCGCAGAAGGACCCCUGGCCUUUGAGAGCGACAGUCGGGGAAGGUUGCGGAGUGCUUUUGGAUUGCCACAAAAGGCUUUUGUCGUGCUGAUCGUGGGACGCAAUCCGCCUCCCCCAAGCAGCGAAGCAAAUCGCAAGUCUCAUAAGGCAGGAAUCCGGGCUUUCGCACGAGUGCGCUCACGCAUCGCCGAGUUGUGUGGAGGGGAGGCCGUGCCUGAAGCCUGCGCUCGUACGUCCUUUGCCCACUUGCAUCUGCAUUGCGACGUGGAUGGGUCGGUGGAUAUCCGAGCAUUGCUAGCGGAAGUCGGCCUUAGCUUGAAGCCAGAUGGGGGCGCGAGCAGCAGUCGUGAGAAGCUGUCUCAAGAGCAGCUCCGCAACCUUUACAGUGCAAGCGACGUCCUGCUGCAGCUCAGCCGCGCGGAAGGCUUUGGCCUUCCAGUCAUUGAAGCGCAGGCCAGCGGAGCACCUGUGAUCGUGAACGGGGCUACAGCCAUGGCUGAGAACGUUGUGCUGGGAAAGGUUCUUCUCCCAACGCCACGGCAGGCCCCCAGUGGAGGCCGCGAUGAUCGGCCUGGGUCUUGGACACCUCCAGACAGCAUUGCGGCGGCCGAGGCGCUUCUUGAGACCUGGGUGGCGCCACCUUCCCCCACGGAACGGAACAGUGCACGCAUGGCUCUUCACAGCCAUUUCGCUCAGUCCUCGGUCGGCCAGCGCAUGAGCCAGCUGUUGGAGUCUGUCUUGCGGGAUCCUUCAGCCAAUGAAAGCCACUUGGCAAGUUCUAGCCUCACCCAGUCCAGCCAGCAGCCUGAAGCAGCAGACGUUGCAAUUGAACCAGCGGUGGCCCAAGCAGCCUUCUGCAGCAAGGAGUUCCUGUUUGCAGAGGCAUGCUGGCGAGAGGGAGUCCUUACUGACUGCACUCAAGGCGAGGAGGAUCUGCGUGCCUGUUUUGUGAGGGAUUGGCAAGAGCCCCAGCUUGCUGGCAAACACAUGCCGCGGAACCGACUGGUCAGCACACGACAAGGCUGGCCAAUGCUGUACAACAUCUAUGACAUAGUGGUGGGUCGAAUGCUUGAGGUUUGUGGCGCCUGGUUGGGCCAUGAGGGUUUGCUUCAUGGCAUUCUUCUCCCCACGCACGGGAGGAUACUGGAGGCUGGGGCGCACACUGGUGCGAUGACGAUCCCGCUGGCCUCACGCGUGGCUCACGGGCGCCUGCUUGCUUUAGAGCCUUCCAGGCUCAACUUGCAGCUGCUGACGGCCAACCUCGCCCUAGCACAGCUCCCCAACGUGGACACCCACCAAGCCGCCCUGGGCGCUGUGUCUGAAGGCACGGUCGUCGUGGAGGAGCCUGAUGUGAUGCCCUUUGCAGACUUCCGCCGCCUGAGCACAGGCAAAAGACAUCGAAAGGUGCCGGUGGUCAGCGUGGACCAGGUUUUGGGGCCCUCGGUCGACCGCCUGGACUUGUUGAGGCUCGGCCUGGGCUCCAUCGGGGAGGGACAGCAGCUUUCCGCGGCCGUUCAGGGCGCCAAGAGGUCGCUGGAGCGGUUCAAGCCUUGGGUUUUGCUGGAGCUGCCCUUGAAGCGGAACCCGGACGUCUUUGACAUGGAGGUGCGUGGUGAGGAGGAGGCGGCCCUUCUGGACACCCUGGCGGGCCAGUCAGAGGUGGGGUGGCUGCAUGUCCGAUCCCCGAGCCCAGCUGACCGCAAAAAUGCUGCUUUGUGGCCAUCGCUCUCGGACCACUGGGUCAUCAGCGGAUCCAGAUCCCAAAGUGUGGAUCCGAGCUGUGUCAACAUGCGGGCCUUCGGCUCUCAAAAUCGGCAGAGUCAGUGA
Symbiodinium natans is the source of this 2562-nucleotide messenger RNA. The record is from the annotation of a GenBank genome assembly. NCBI's taxonomy places the organism in Eukaryota, Dinophyceae, Suessiales, Symbiodiniaceae.